Messenger RNA from Sorex fumeus (smoky shrew), 16406 nucleotides. It is a transcript of the gene AHNAK, whose product is annotated as AHNAK nucleoprotein. The coding region runs from base 235 to 15603 and encodes 5122 amino acids. The record is from RefSeq and is a predicted model, not a curated record. Gene Ontology annotation, molecular function: protein binding. The transcript has 6 exons. Gene Ontology annotation, cellular component: nucleus; cytoplasm; costamere. NCBI's taxonomy places the organism in Eukaryota, Metazoa, Chordata, Mammalia, Eulipotyphla, Soricidae. Gene Ontology annotation, biological process: regulation of RNA splicing.
CCAGCUCUGCCGCGGGGACUGCACCGCCCGCCCUGCCGGACCCGCCCCGUCCGACCGGGGCUCGUCGUCUGCAGCCAACGCAGCUCCACGACCUCGGGCCCCGCGCGGGCUAUGGCCGUGCCCCGGGGCUGAGCGCGCAGGCUGUGUGACCCAGACCCCUGAGACCGAAGAGACGCGAGGGAGGCGGGGCGGGCUCCUGGCAAGGCAUCUGCGCCUGGACGAGUCCUGCAGAAGAUGGAGAAGGAAGAGGAGACCACACGGGAGCUGCUGCUGCCCAACUGGCAGGGCAGCGGCUCCCACGGGCUGACCAUUGCCCAGAGGGACGACGGCGUGUUCGUGCAGGAGGUGAUGCAGAAUUCCCCUGCGGCCCGCACUGGGGUGGUCAAAGAGGGGGACCAGAUCGUGGGCGCCACCAUCUACUUUGACAACCUGCAGUCGGCUGAGGUGACGCAGCUGCUGAACACCAUGGGCCACCACACCGUGGGGCUGAAACUGCACCGCAAGGGGGACCGUUCCCCCGAGCCCGGCCAGGGCUGGAGCCACGAAGUCUUCAGCUCGCACAGCUCCGAGGUGGUUCUGAGCGGGGACGAUGAAGAGUACCAGCGCAUCUACACCACCAAGAUCAAGCCUCGGCUGCGGUCGGAGGAUGGCUUGGAAGGGGAUCUUGGGGAGACCCAGAGCCGUACCAUAACGGUGACCCGAAGGGUCACGGCCUACACAGUGGACGUGACGGGCCGGGAAGGCGCCAAGGACAUCGACAUCAGCAGUCCAGAGUUCAAGAUCAAGAUUCCGCGGCACGAACUGACGGAAAUCUCCACCAUGGACGUGGAGACGCAGCCCGGGAAGACCGUGAUCAGGCUGCCCGCGGGCUCAGGCGCUUCCGGCGACUUCCAAGCGGGGGCCCAUUCUGCUUUGGGACCGGAGUUCCAAGGUGCUGGCCACACGCAGGUCCAGGUCACCGUGCCUGGGGUAAAGGUGGGGAGCCCGGGAGUCAAUGUCAGUGCAAAGGGCUUGGACUUGGGGGGCAAAGGAGGGGUCCAGGCUCCAGGGGUGGGCGUUUCGUCCUCUCUGGGGGGUGGUUCAGUGGAGGUGCAGGGUCCGUCCUUUGGGAGCGGUGGUGAGGGGAAGAUUAAGAUCCCCACCAUGAAAGUGCCCACGUUUGGGGUGUCAGCAGGGCCUGCGGGCCAGGGAGAGGCAGGGCUGACUGUUUCUGCCCCUGAGGUCUCUGUGGGCAGCAAGUCAGGUGUGGCCAUCGGUGGGAGCGUGCAGGGCCCCCGGGUGGAUGUCACUGCACCCAGUGUCAACGUUGAGGGCAAACUGAAGGGUCCCGGCAUCACCAGCCCAUCACUCGAGGGUGACUUAGGCCUGAAAGGGACCAGGCCCCAGGGGACCGUGGGUGUGGACCUCUCCGCUCCCAAAGUUGAGGGCAGCCUUAGCGGCCCAGCUGUGGAAAUUCGAGCCCCUGAGGUCGAUAUUCAUGGCUUGGGGGGCAAGCUGAACAUCCCCAAGAUGAAAGUCCCCCAGUUCUCAGUGCCCGGUGUGAAGGGAGAGGCAGCUGGCGUGGACGUGACGCUGCCUGCAGGUGAAGUGACUCUCCCUGGGGUGUCUGCGGGUGUCAGCCUGCCUGAAGCUGCCUCCGGGAAGCUGAAGGGUGCCAAAGUCAAGGGUCCUGAGAUGAUCGUGCAGAAGCCUAAGAUCUCCAUGCAGGAUGUUGACCUGAGCCUCGGGUCCCCCAAACUGAAAGGAGAUACCAAGAUUUCCGUUCCCGGAGUCCAGGGGGAUGUGAAAGGCCCUCAGGUGUCAGUGAAGGGCUCCAAAGUGGACAUUGAGACCCCCAGCCUAGAGGUUCAGGGCCCCAAGCUCAGUGGUCCCUCUGGGAAAACAGGCACCUGCAAGAUCUCCAUGGCUGAUGUGGACUUUAAUGCGGUCUCCCCUAAAGUGAAAGGGGGUGUAGAUGUCACGCUCCCAAAGGUGGAAGGGAAAGGCAAAGGCCCUGAGGUGGACAUCAGCGCCCCCGAGGCUGAUGUGCGUGGCCCAGACUGGAACCUGAAGAUGCCCAAGAUGAAAAUGCCCAAGUUCAGCGUUCCAGGAGUCAAAGGGGAGGGUCCCGAGGUGAAUGUGAAUCUCCCCAAAGGAAGUGCCAGUGUUUCAGGACCUGAGAUCAAUGUUGAAGCCCCCGGUGUCCACAUUGGGAGCUCAGGGGGCAAACUGAAGGGCCCCGACGUAAAAAUGCCUGACCUGAGUAUGAAGACACCUAAGAUCUCUGUGCCAGAUGUAGAUCUGCACCUCACGGGCACAAAGAUGAAGGGAGAAUACGAUGUCACAGUGCCAAAACUUGAAGGAGACAUGAAAGGCCCUAAAGUGGACAUCACUACCCCCGAUGUGGAAAUACACGGUCCAGACUUGCAUCUGAAGAUGCCCAAGAUGAAAAUGCCCAAAUUCAAUGUGCCUGGAGUCAAAGCAGAGGGCCCUGAAGUGGAGGUGAAGCUGCCAAAGGCUGAUAUGGACAUUUCUGUCCCCAAAGUGGACGUCAGUGCUCCAGAUGUGAGCAUUGAGGGACCGGACGGGAAACUGAAGGGGCCCAAGUUUAAGAUGCCGGACAUGAAUAUCAAAGCCCCGAAGAUCUCUGUGCCAGAUGUCGACUUACAUUUGAAAGGCCCCAAAGUCAAAGGGGAAUAUGAUGUCACCGUACCAAGGGCUGAAGGUGAGAUAAAAGUGCCCGAUGUUGAACUUAAAAGUGCCAAAGUGGACAUUGAUGUCCCGGAUGUGGAUGUGCACGGUCCAGACUGGAACCUGAAGAUGCCCAAGAUGAAAAUGCCCAAGUUCAGCAUGCCAGGCUUCAAGGGAGAGGGCCCAGAGGUGGACGUGAACCUGCCCAAGGCCGACCUUGAUGUCUCAGCACCCAAGGUGGACAUUAAUGUUCCAGAUGUGAAUAUUGAAGGUCCAGAUGCAAAAAUAAAAGGUCCUAAAUUUAAGAUGCCAGAAGUGAAUAUAAAGCCUCAGAAGAUAUCAAUGCCAGAUGUUAGCUUGAAUUUGAAAGGCCCUAAAAUUAAAGGUGAUUAUGAUGUGAAGGCUCCAAAAGUUGAAGGAGAGAUAAAAGUCCCAGAUGUUGAUGUUAAAGGCCCCAAAGUGGACAUCAAUGCCCCAGAUGUGGAUGUUCAAGGCCCAGACUGGCACCUGAAGAUGCCCAAAGUGAAGAUGCCCAAGUUCAGCAUGCCAGGCUUCAAGGGAGAGGGCCCUGAGGUAGAUGUGAACCUGCCCAAGGCUGACAUAGAUGUUUCAGCACCCAAGGUGGACAUUAACGUUCCAGAUGUGAAUAUUGAAGGUCCAGAUGCAAAAAUAAAAGGUCCUAAAUUUAAGAUGCCAGAAGUGAAUAUAAAGCCUCAGAAGAUAUCAAUGCCAGAUGUUAGCUUGAAUUUGAAAGGCCCUAAAAUUAAAGGUGAUUAUGAUGUGAAGGCUCCAAAAGUUGAAGGAGAGAUAAAAGUCCCAGAUGUUGACGUUAAAGGCCCCAAAGUGGACAUCAAUGCCCCAGAUGUGGAUGUUCAUGGCCCAGACUGGCACCUGAAGAUGCCCAAAGUGAAGAUGCCCAAGUUCAGCAUGCCAGGCUUCAAGGGAGAGGGCCCUGAGGUGGAUGUGAACCUGCCCAAGGCCGACCUUGAUGUCUCAGGACCCAAGGUGGACAUAGACACUCCUGAUGUUGACAUUCAUGGCCCAGAUGCCAAACUGAAGGGCCCCAAGUUCAAGAUGCCGAGCAUGAACAUACAGACACACAAAAUCUCUUUGCCUGAUGUUGGACUUAAUCUGAAAGGCCCCAAAAUGAAAACUGAUGCUGGUUUUUCCCUUCCCAAAGUGGAAGGGGACUUGAAAGGUCCUGAAAUUGAUGUGAAAGCCCCUAAAAUGGAUGUGGAUGUUGGUGAAGUUGAUAUUGAAUGUCCAGAAGGAAAACUGAAAGGUCCCAAGUUCAAGAUGCCCGACAUGCACUUCAAGGCCCCCAAGCUCUCCAUGCCCGACGUUGACUUACACAUGAAAAGCCCCAAAAUCAAAGGGGACAUGGACGUGUCUGUGCCCAAGAUAGAAGGGGAAGUGAAAGCGCCAGAAGUGGACAUCAAAGGCCCCAAAGUGGACAUCAAUGCCCCAGAUGUGGACGUUCAUGGCCCAGACUGGCACCUGAAGAUGCCCAAGAUGAAAAUGCCCAAAUUCAACAUGCCAGGCUUCAAGGGAGAAGGUCCUGAUGUGGAUGUGAACCUGCCCAAGGCUGAUCUUCAUGUUUCUGGCCCCAAAGUGGACAUUGAUACUCCUGAUUUGGACAUUGAGGGGCCAGAAGGAAAAUUGAAAGGCUCUAAAUUUAAGAUGCCAAAAUUGAAUCUCAAAUCUCACAAGAUCUCCAUGCCAGAUGUGGACUUGAAUUUGAAGGGACCCAAACUGAAAGGAGAGAUAGAUGCUUCCAUGCCAGAACUAGAAGGUGAGCUCAGAGGUCCACAAGUGGAUAUUAAAGGGCCCAGUGUGGAUGUGGAGGUGCCAGACGUCAAUCUGGAGUGUCCUGAUGCCAAGCUGAAGGGCCCCAAGUUCAAGAUGCCGGACAUGCAUUUUAAGGCCCCCAAGAUCUCCAUGCCUGACGUGGAUUUACACUUGAAGGGUCCUAAGGUCAAAGGGGAUGUGGAUGUGUCAGUGCCCAAGAUAGAAGGUGAAAUGAAAGUGCCAGAGGUGGACAUUAAAGGACCCAAAAUGGACAUUGAAGCCCCAGAUGUGAGCCUUGAGUGUCCAGACGCCAAGCUGAAGGGCCCCAAGUUCAAGAUGCCAGACAUGCAUUUCCAUGCCCCUAAGAUCUCCAUGCCCGACGUGGAUUUCAACUUAAAGACACCUAAAAUCAAAGGAGAGAUGGAUGUGUCUGUGCCCAAGAUAGAAGGUGAAGUGAAAGUGCCAGAGAUGGACAUUAAAGGCCCCAAAGUGGACAUCAGUGCCCCAGACGUGGACGUUCAUGGCCCAGACUGGCAUCUGAAGAUGCCCAAGAUGAAAAUGCCCAAGUUCAGCAUGCCAGGCUUCAAGGGAGAAGGUCCUGAUGUGGAUGUGAACCUGCCCAAGGCAGACAUUGAUAUUUCAGGACCCAAGGUGGACAUUGACGUUCCAGAUGUGAAUCUGGAGUGUCCAGAGGCCAAGCUGAAGGGCCCCAAGUUCAAGAUGCCGGACAUGCAUUUUAAGACCCCCAAGAUCUCCAUGCCCGACGUGGACUUACACUUGAAGGGCCCCAAAGUCAAGGGAGACGUGGAUGUGUCAGUGCCCAAGAUAGAAGGUGAAAUGAAAGUGCCAGAGGUGGACAUCAAAGUACCCAAAGUAGAUGUUGAAGUUCCAGAUGUGAGCCUUGAGUGUCCAGAUGCCAAGUUGAAGGGUCCCAAGUUCAAGAUGCCUGACAUGCACUUCAAGGCCCCCAAGCUCUCCAUGCCUGACGUAGACUUACACAUGAAAAGCCCCAAAAUCAAAGGGGACAUGGAUGUGUCUGUGCCCAAGAUAGAAGGGGAAGUGAAGGUGCCAGAGGUGGACAUCAAGGCACCCAAAGUGGACAUCAAUGCCCCAGAUGUGGACGUUCAUGGCCCAGACUGGCACCUGAAGAUGCCCAAGAUGAAAAUGCCCAAAUUCAGCAUGCCAGGCUUCAAGGGAGAGGGCCCAGAGGUGGAUGUGAACCUGCCCAAGGCCGACAUUGAUGUUUCAGCUCCCAAAGUGGACAUUGACGUUCCAGAUGUGAAUCUGGAGUGUCCAGAGGCCAAGCUGAAGGGCCCUAAGUUUAAGAUGCCAGACAUGCAUUUCCAUGCCCCAAAGAUCUCCAUGCCUGAUGUGGAUUUCAACUUAAAGGCACCUAAAAUCAAAGGAGAGGUGGAUGUUUCUGCCCCAAAGCUGGAAGGGGAAUUAAAGGGACCAGAAGUUGAUAUUAAAGGCCCCAAGUUGGAUGUUGACAUGCCAGAUGUAUCUGUGGAAGGUCCAGAAGGCAAAUGGAAGAGUCCUAAGUUUAAGAUGCCAGACAUGCACUUCAAAACUCCCAAAAUCUCCAUGCCAGACAUUGAUCUACAUUUAAAAAGUCCCAAGAUAAAGGGAGAUGUGGACGUUGAUGUUCCCAAAUUGGAAGGUGAUCUCAAAGGUCCAGACAUUGACCUGGAAGGACCAGAGGGCAAAUUAAAAGGCCCCAAGUUCAAAAUGCCUGAUAUGCAUUUCAAGACCCCCAACAUUUCUAUGCCUGACGUGGACCUGCAUCUGAAAGGACCCAAAAUCAAAGGAGAUGUAGACAUGUCUGUGCCCGAAGUAGAAGGCAAAAUUAAAGUACCAGAUGUGAAUGUCAAGGGUCCCAAAGUAGACAUAAAUGCUCCUGAAGUUCAUGGCCCAGACUGGCACCUAAAGAUGCCCAAGAUGAAAAUGCCCAAGUUCAGCAUGCCGGGCUUCAAGGGAGAGGGUCCUGAAGUGGACGUGAGCCUGCCCAAGGCCGACCUUGACAUCUCUGGGCCCAAGGUGGACAUUGACGUUCCAGAUGUAAACGUUGAGGGUCCAGAUGCCAAACUGAAGGGCCCCAAAUUCAAGAUGCCUGAGAUGAACAUCAAAGCUCCUAAGAUCUCCAUGCCGGACAUUGACUUGAACCUCAAAGGCCCCAAAGUGAAGGGUGAUGUGGAUGUUUCCCUACCUAAGGUGGAAGGAGAUCUCAAGGGUCCCGAAAUUGACAUCAAAGGCCCCAAAGUUGACAUUGAUGCCCCAGACGUGAAUGUUCAAGGCCCAGACUGGCACCUGAAGAUGCCCAAGAUGAAAAUGCCCAAAUUCAGCAUGCCAGGCUUCAAGGGAGAGGGCCCCGAGGUGGAUGUGAACUUGCCCAAGGCUGACCUUGACAUCUCAGCACCCAAAGUGGACAUUGAAGGCCCAGAUGUGAACAUUGAAGGGCCAGAUGCAAAACUGAAGGGCCCCAAGUUCAAGAUGCCCGAGAUGAACAUCAAGGCCCCCAAGAUCUCCAUGCCUGACCUUGAUUUGCACCUGAAAGGCCCUAAGGUGAAGGGUGAUGUGGACGUCUCCCUGCCUAAGGUGGAAGGUGAGCUGAAAGGCCCUGAAGUUGACAUCAAGGGCCCCAAAGUGGACAUUGAUGCCCCCGAAGUUCAUGGCCCAGACUGGCACCUGAAGAUGCCCAAGAUCAAGAUGCCCAAGAUCAGCAUGCCAGGCUUCAAGGGAGAGGGCCCCGAGGUGGAUGUGAACCUGCCCAAGGCUGACCUUGACAUCUCAGCACCCAAAGUGGACAUUGAAGGCCCAGAUGUGAACAUUGAAGGACCAGAUGCAAAACUGAAGGGCCCCAAGUUCAAGAUGCCCGAGAUGAACAUCAAGGCCCCCAAGAUCUCCAUGCCUGACCUUGAUUUGCACCUGAAAGGCCCUAAGGUGAAGGGUGAUGUGGACGUCUCCCUGCCUAAGGUGGAAGGUGAGCUGAAAGGCCCUGAAGUUGACAUCAAGGGCCCCAAAGUGGACAUUGAUGCCCCCGAAGUUCAUGGCCCAGACUGGCACCUGAAGAUGCCCAAGGUGAAAAUGCCCAAGUUCAGCAUGCCUGGUUUCAAAGGAGAGGGUCCUGAAGUAGACGUGAAUCUUCCCAAAGCGGACCUUGAUAUCUCAGGACCCAAGGUGGACAUUGAAGUUCCAGAUGUGAACAUUGAGGGUCCCGAUGCCAAAUUGAAGGGCCCUAAAUUUAAGAUGCCCGAGAUGAAUAUCAAGGCCCCCAAGAUCUCCAUGCCUGAUAUUGACCUUAACUUGAAGGGCCCCAAAGUGAAGGGUGAUGUGGAUGUGUCUUUACCAAAAGUGGAAGGUGAGGUGAAAGUUCCUGAAGUGGAUAUUAAAGGCCCCAAAGUAGACAUUGAUGUUCCAGAUGUGAAUGUACAUGGCCCCGACUGGCACUUAAAGAUGCCUAAGAUGAAAAUGCCCAAAUUCGGCAUGCCUGGCUUUAAAGGAGAGGGCCCAGAAGUGGAUGUCAACUUGCCCAAGGCUGAUAUUGAUAUCUCAGGACCUAAGGUAGACAUUGAUGUUCCAGAUGUAAAUAUCGAAGGUCCAGAUGCCAAACUAAAGGGCCCCAAGUUCAAGAUGCCUGAGAUGAACAUCAAGGCUCCCAAGAUCUCCAUGCCCGAUUUGGAUCUUCAUCUUAAGGGCCCUAAGAUUAAAGGAGAGGUGGAUGCUUCACUUCCAAAUGUAGAAGGUGAACUUAAGGGGCCUAGUCUUGACAUCAAGGCCCCAAAGGUAGAUAUAGAUACUCCAGAUAUUGACAUUCAUGGCCCAGAAGGUAAACUAAAAGGUCCCAAACUGAAGAUGCCUGACAUGCACAUGAACAUGCCCAAGAUCACCAUGCCAGAAAUUGACUUGAAUUUGAAAGGCUCAAAGCUUAAGGGAGAUAUUGAUGUUUCUGGACCCAAAUUGGAAGGUGACAUUAAAGCUCCCAAAUUGGACAUAAAGGGUCCUGAUGUGGAUAUUUCUGGCCCCAAAGUGAACAUUGAAGGCAAGGCAAAGAAGCCUCGUUUUAAGCUUCCCAAAUUUAAUUUUUCGGGCUCCAAAGUUCAGACACCUGAGGUGGAUGUCAAAGUUAAAAAACCAGACAUUGAUGUCACAGGUCCAAAGGUUGAUAUUAAUGCACCUGAUGUUGAGGUCCAAGGAAAAGUGAAAGGGUCCAAGUUCAAAAUGCCUUUCCUGAGUAUUUCAUCUCCUAAAGUUUCUAUGCCUGAUGUGGAGUUAAAUCUGAAAAGUCCUAAAGUCAAAGGAGACUUAGAUGUUGCAGUUCCUAGUUUAGAAGGUGACCUUAAAGGACCCAAACUGGAUGUCAAGGCACCAGAAGUGCAUCUUGAAGCACCCGAUGUGGAUGUUCAUGGUCCAGAGUGGAAUUUGAAAAUGCCUAAAAUGAAAAUGCCCAAGUUUGGUGUGCCUGGUUUGAAAGCAGAAGGGCCAGAUUUCUCUGUGGACCUGCCCAAAGGAGAUAUCAACAUUGAGGCUCCCACUAUGAACAUUGAGGGCCCAGAAAUAAAUUUGGAAGGUCCAGAAGGAAGCUUAAAGGGACCCAAAUUUAAGAUGCCUGACAUGAAUAUCAAAGCUCCCAAGAUCUCCGUGCCUGACAUUGACUUAAACUUGAAGGGCCCCAAGAUCAAAGGGGAUGUGGAUGUUUCACUACCUAAAGUUGAGGGGGACCUGAAGGGACCAGAUGUUGAUAUCAAAGGCCCCAAAGUCGAUAUCAGUGCCCCAGAUGUGGAUGUUCACGGCCCAGACUGGCACCUGAAGAUGCCCAAGAUGAAAAUGCCCAAGUUCAGCAUGCCAGGCUUCAAGGGAGAGGGCCCCGAAGUGGAUGUAAACCUGCCCAAGACUGACCUUGACAUCUCUGGACCCAAGGUAGACAUUGACGUUCCAGAUGUGAACAUUGAGGGCCCAGAUGCCAAACUGAAGGGCCCCAAAUUCAAGAUGCCUGAAAUGAACAUCAAGGCCCCCAAGAUAUCCAUGCCAGACCUUGACUUUAACCUGAAAGGCCCCAAAAUAAAGGGCGAUGUGGAUGUGACUUUGCCAAAAGUGGAAGGUGAACUAAAGGGCCCUGAAGUGGACAUCAAGGGCCCCAAAGUAGACAUUGACACUCCCGAUAUUAACAUUGAGGGCCCAGAGGGGAAACUGAAGGGCCCCAAAUUCAAGAUGCCAGAGAUGCACAUAAAGGCUCCCAAAAUAUCGAUGCCUGACCUUGACUUAAAUCUAAAGGGUCCAAAGUUGAAGGGUGAUGUGGACGUCUCCCUGCCUAAGGUGGAAGGUGAGCUGAAAGGCCCUGAAGUUGACAUCAAGGGCCCCAAAGUGGACAUUGAUGCCCCCGAAGUUCAUGGCCCAGACUGGCACCUGAAGAUGCCCAAGAUCAAGAUGCCCAAGAUCAGCAUGCCAGGCUUCAAGGGAGAGGGCCCCGAGGUGGAUGUGAACCUGCCCAAGGCUGACCUUGACAUCUCAGCACCCAAAGUGGACAUUGAAGGCCCAGAUGUGAACAUUGAAGGACCAGAUGCAAAACUGAAGGGCCCCAAGUUCAAGAUGCCCGAGAUGAACAUCAAGGCCCCCAAGAUCUCCAUGCCUGACCUUGAUUUGCACCUGAAAGGCCCUAAGGUGAAGGGUGAUGUGGACGUCUCCCUGCCUAAGGUGGAAGGUGAGCUGAAAGGCCCUGAAGUUGACAUCAAGGGCCCCAAAGUGGACAUUGAUGCCCCCGAAGUUCAUGGCCCAGACUGGCACCUGAAGAUGCCCAAGAUCAAGAUGCCCAAGAUCAGCAUGCCAGGCUUCAAGGGAGAGGGCCCCGAGGUGGAUGUGAACCUGCCCAAGGCUGACCUUGACAUCUCAGCACCCAAAGUGGACAUUGAAGGCCCAGAUGUGAACAUUGAAGGGCCAGAUGCGAAAAUGAAGGGCCCCAAGUUCAAGAUGCCCGAGAUGAAUAUCAAGGCCCCCAAGAUCUCCAUGCCUGACCUUGAUUUGCACCUGAAAGGCCCUAAGGUGAAGGGUGAUGUGGACGUCUCCCUGCCUAAGGUGGAAGGUGAGCUGAAAGGCCCUGAAGUAGACAUCAAGGGCCCCAAAGUGGACAUUGAUGCCCCAGAUGUGGGUGUUCAUGGCCCAGACUGGCACCUGAAGAUGCCCAAGGUGAAAAUGCCCAAGUUCAGCAUGCCUGGUUUCAAAGGAGAGGGUCCUGAAGUAGACGUGAACCUUCCCAAGGCCGACCUUGAUAUUUCUGGACCCAAGGUGGACAUUGAAGCUCCAGAUGUGAACAUUGAGGGUCCCGAUGCCAAAUUGAAGGGCCCUAAAUUCAAGAUGCCUGAACUCCACCUCAAGACACCCAAGAUCUCUAUGCCUGAAGUCGAUCUGAACUUGAAGGGCCCAAAGGUGAAGGGUGAUGUGGACGUUUCUCUGCCUAAAAUGGAAGGAGAACUUCAGGGUCCUGAUAUUGACCUCAAGGGCCCCAAAGUAGACAUCAAUGCCCCAGAUGUGGAUGUUCAUGGCCCCGACUGGCACCUGAAGAUGCCCAAAGUGAAGAUGCCCAAGUUCAGCAUGCCAGGCUUCAAGGGAGAGGGCCCUGAGGUGGAUGUGAACCUGCCCAAAGCUGACCUUGAUGUCUCAGGACCCAAGGUGGACAUUGACGUUCCAGAUGUGAACGUUGAGGGUCCUGAUGCCAAACUGAAGGGCCCCAAGUUUAAGAUGCCUGAGAUAAAUAUUAAAGCCCCUAAGAUCUCCAUGCCGGACCUUGACUUAAAUCUGAAAGGCCCUAAGGUGAAGGGUGAUGUGGAUGUUUCUCUACCUACUGUGGAAGGAGACCUCAAAGGCCCUGAACUUGACAUCAAGGGACCCAAAGUUGACAUUAACGCCCCAGAUGUGGAUGUUCAUGGCCCAGACUGGCACCUCAAGAUGCCCAAAGUGAAGAUGCCCAAGUUCAGCAUGCCAAGUUUCAAGGGAGAGGGUCCUGAAUUGGAUGUGAACCUGCCCAAGGCAGACCUUAAUGUAUCUGGACCCAAGGUGGACAUUGAUGUUCCAGAUGUGAACAUUGAGGGUCCAGAUGCCAAACUGAAGGGCCCCAAGUUUAAGAUGCCUGAGAUGAACAUCAAAGCUCCUAAGAUCUCCAUGCCAGAACUUGACUUUAACCUCAAAGGGCCCAAAGUGAAGGGGGAUGUGGAUGUUUCUCUCCCCAAAGUUGAAGGUGAUCUCAAAGGCCCUGAAAUUGACAUAAAGGGCCCUAAAUUGGACAUAGACACUCCUGAUAUCAACCUUGAAGGACCAGAAGGAAAACUGAAGGGUCCCAAAUUUAAGAUGCCAGAGAUGCACAUUAAAGCCCCCAAGAUCUCUAUGCCUGACUUGGACUUAAGUUUGAAAGGGCCGAAGGUGAAGGGGGAUGUGGACCUUUCACUCCCUAAGGUGGAAGGUGACCUGAAAGGGCCAGAAGUGGAUAUCGAAGGUCCUGAAGGGAAGCUCAAAGGGCCCAAAUUUAAGAUGCCUGAUGUACAUUUCAAAACUCCACAAAUCUCCAUGAGUGACAUUGAUUUGAACUUGAAAGGGCCUAAACUAAAGGGAGAUAUGGACCUUUCUGUUCCUAAAUUGGAAGGAGAUCUGAAAGGCCCUAAGCUGGACAUUGACACUCCUGAAAUUGACAUUCAUGGCCCAGAGGGCAAACUGAAGGGUCCCAAAUUUAAGAUGCCUGACCUCCACCUCAAGGGCCCAAAGAUCAACAUGCCUGAAGUCGACCUGAACUUGAAGGGUCCAAAGGUGAAGGGUGAUGUGGAUAUUUCUCUGCCCAAAGUGGAAGGAGACCUUCAGGGUCCUGAUAUUGACCUCAAGGGCCCCAAAGUAGACAUCAAUGCCCCAGAUGUGGAUGUUCAUGGCCCCGACUGGCACCUCAAGAUGCCCAAGGUGAAGAUGCCCAAGUUCAGCAUGCCAGGCUUCAAGGGAGAGGGUCCCGAGGUGGAUGUGAACCUGCCCAAAGCUGACCUUGAUAUCUCUGGACCCAAGGUGGACAUUGAUGUUCCAGAUGUGAACAUUGAGGGUCCUGAUGCCAAACUGAAGGGCCCCAAGUUCAAGAUGCCUGAGAUAAAUAUCAAAGCUCCCAAAAUCUCCAUGCCUGAUGUUGACUUGGAUUUGAAAGGGCCCAAGGUCAAAGGAGACUUUGAUGUGUCAGUGCCUAAGAUGGAAGGUAGUUUCAAAGGCCCAGAAUUAGACCUCAAAGGUCCAGGUCUGGAUGUUGAAGGCCCUGAUGCCAAACUUGGUGGCCUGAACUUGAAGAUGCCAUCACUGGACAUAUCUGCCCCCAAAGUUUCAGCUCCAGAUAUUGACUUGCACCUCAAGGCCCCUAAAAUUGGAAUUUCUGGUCCCAAGCUAGAAGGUGGUGAUCUGGAUCUCAAAGGCCCCAAGGUUGAUUUAGAGGCUCCGAGCUUGGAUGUACACAUGGAGAGCCCAGAUAUUAACAUCGAAGGGCCAGAUGUUAAAGUGCCCAAAUUCAAGAAACCCAAGUUUGGAUUUGGGGCCAAAGGCCCCAAAGCAGACAUCAAAUCUCCUUCUCUAGAUGUGACUGUCCCUGAUGCAGAACUGAAUGUGGACACCCCUGAAAUUAGCAUUGGUGGCAAGGUCAAGAAAAGUAAGUUCAAGAUGCCAAAAAUUCACAUGAGUGGUCCUAAAAUGAAGGCCAAAAAGCAGGGAUUUGAUCUGACUGUUCCCGGGGGUGAGUUGGAUGCCAGUUUGAAAGCUCCUGAUAUGGACGUCAGUGUGACUGGGCCAGAGGCUGCCUUGAAAGUCGAUGUGAAAUCGCCCAAAACGAAGAAACCGAUGUUUGGGAAGAUGUACUUCCCAGAUGUAGAAUUUGACAUUAAGUCACCCAAGUUCAAAGCCGAGGCCCCUCUCCCCAGCCCCAAAAUAGAAGGGGAGAUUCAGGCACCUGAACUGGAUAUUUCCUCACCUGGGCUACAUGUGGAAGGUGCCGAUGUCAAGCUCAAGGCCCCGAAGUUCAAGAUGCCCGGAGUGGACGUCUCUGGGCCCAAAAUAGAGGGUGACUUGAAAGGUCCCAACCUGCAGGUAGAAGGCCCCGAUGUGAAACUCAAGGGCCCAUCAUUUGGCAUCUCUGGCCCCCAAAUCUCCACCCCUGAUGUGAAUGUAAACUUGAAAGGAGCAAAGAUCAAGGGCGAAGUCCCCAGUGUGGGCCUGGAAGGCCCCGAGGUCGAUCUGCAAGGUCCAGACGCAAAAAUCAAGUUCCCCAAGUUCUCCAUGCCCAAGAUUGGUGUUCCAGGCAUGAAAGUGGAAGGCGGGGUGGCAGGGGUCCAGCUCCCCUCUCUGGAGGGAGGCUUGAGUGCCCCGGAUGUGAAGCUGGAAGGGCCCGAUGUGUCUCUGAAAGGACCCAAUGUGGAUUUACCCUCAGCGAACCUCUCCAUGCCCAAGAUCUCAGGGCCUGACCUUGACCUGAACCUGAAGGGACCAAGCUUGAAGGGAGACCUGGACGCCUCCGUCUCUGGCAUGAAGAUACAGACCCCAGGGCUUGACCUUCGUGGCAGUGGUGUAGACACCACGGCAUCUUUGAAUGUGGGGGCACCCGGUGUGACCCUGAAGGGACCCCACUUGCAGGGAGACAUCAAGGGCCCGAAAGUAUCAGUGGGGGCUCCUGACCUGAGCUUGGAGGCCCCCGAAGGUGGUAUUAAGCUUCCCCAAAUGAAGCUACCCCAAUUUGGCAUCUCCACUUCAGGGUCUGACUUGGACAUUAACGUUCAGGGGCCACAAGUCACUGGCGACCUGAAGGGGCCGGGCCUGGAGGGCAACCUUGGAGGCCUGACCCUGAAAGGGCCUCAGCUCUCAGCACCUGGCGUGGACUUGAACUUGGAAGGGCCAAAGGUGAAAGGGGCCCUCGGAGGGGUCAGCGUCCAGGGCCUGGAGGGGGGCGUCCAGAUGCCUGGAGUGAAGGCCUCUGGGGGUUCCGUGGAGCUCCCGGGGGUGAAUGUGAAACUCCCCUCUGGGCACAUCUCUGCUCCUGAAAUCAAAGGUGAUCUGAAGGGAUCUGGAAUGGGCCUCCACGGGGCCAUGCCCGACGUCAGCCUCAAAGGGCCUUCCUUGAACGUGGCCACUUCUGAGUCCGAGUGUGGUAUCAGCUUGAAGGGCCCGAAAGUCAAAGGAGGUGUGGAUGUUUUAGGGGGGUUCAGCACCCCGGAUAUCAGCCUGAGCCCAGGGCAUGUGAGUGUCUCGGGUGCCGGGGGUGAGCUCAAAGGACCCCAGGUCUCCUCCACCAUCAACGUGGAGGCACCGAGGCUGGCCGGGGGCCUUCAUUUCUCAGGACCAAAGGGAGAAGUUGGGGUCAAAGGUGGGCAGAUUGGACUCCAGGCUCCUGGGCUGAGCAUAUCUGGGCCUGAAGGUCACUUGGAAAGCGGAUCUGGAAAAGUUACAUUCCCUAAAAUGAAGAUCCCCAAGUUUACCACCUCUGGCCGUGAGCUGGUUGGCCGAGAAGUCGGGGUAGAUAUCAACUUCCCCAAAAUGGAGGCCAAUGUUCAGGCUGGGGCCGGAGAGGCCGAAUGGGAGGACUCUGACAUCAAACUCAAAAAGUCCAAAAUCAAAAUGCCCAAGUUUAAUUUCUCCAAGUCCAAAGGGAAAGGUGGAGUCACGGGCUCACCGGAAGCUUCCAUCUCAGGCUCCAAGGGGGACCUGAAGAGCUCAAAGGCCAGCCUGGGCUCUCUGGAGGGCGAGGUGGAGGCCGAGACCGCCUCCCCCAAAAGCAAAUUCUCCUUAUUUAAAAGCAAGAAGCCCAGGCACCGCUCCAACUCCUUCAGCGAUGAGAGGGAGCUCUCUGCGCCCUGCACCCCAACGGGGACUUUGGAAUUUGAAGGGGGGGAAGUGUCAGUGGAAGGCGGGAAAGUGAAAGGGAAGCAGGGGAAGCUGAAAUUUGGUACCUUUGGGGGGCUGGGGUCAAAGAGCAAAGGUCAUUAUGAGGUGACUGGGAGCGAUGAGGAGGCGGGCAAGUUACAGGGGAGUGGUGUGUCCUUGGCCUCCAAGAAGUCCCGACUCUCCUCGUCCUCGAGCAAUGACAGUGGCACCAAGGUCGGCAUCCACCUGCCCGAGGUGGAGCUCUCAGUGUCCACAAAGAAAGAGUAGCAGCUUCUGUGAGUGUGUACAUAGAUGUAUAAACGACAUCAGCCCGGGCGUGUCUGUAUAUAAACUCCCGAGCCCGCAGCCUCAGCAAUAAUGCAGUGACCUCGGCUCUCCCCAGGGCCAGUGCUGGGCGGUAACCGCGACCUGGCGGGCUCCUGACACUUGGCAGAUGGGCCCGAGAGCUGCUAGCGUGCGGUGCCCGCGUGGCAUCCACGCACCAGAUCACCAUCCCGGCCCUUCAGAUGGCAGUUUUGGGUGUUGUGUUGGAUUUUUGGCAUCGAACGCUGAGAGCUCUUGUUUACUAAGCCAGCUUUUUGUGUUUUAUUAUUCUCAUUUUUACUGAACGUAAUUAGUAUUGGGGUCCUGGAAACCCACUCUUUUUUUUUCAUGGUAAUGAACUUUGGGGCUUUUAUUAGUCAGGGGAGGGAUGGGGAAGGAGGCAGAAACCUUCGUUUCUCCUAAGAUGGGAUGGCCUCAGGUAUCACCCCACCCCCAAAUGGGCCGGGAUCUGCUGCAGGCUGAUGUCUGGGCACCCGGCUUCCCCAGGGUGGCGGUUGCGGCCUGUUUGGUGCUCAUGGGGAAAGGGAUUCAAACUUGCAGGUUGCCUCGCUAAAGGCUCCGUGCCAGGCUCCCAUUCUGUAUGUGGAAAUGGGUGUUUUCUUCCUCACUGCCUCAUUCCUUUUAAUCUCUUUCUAAAAAAAAAUAUUAUGAUGAUUAAGGAAAUUUCCAGCACUUUAAUGGCAAAUUAAUUGAGAAUGUAAAAGAAUUGAUGCUGUCGAAGGCAAAUAAAACUGUUUAUUAAUGCU